Molecule: messenger RNA, 736 nt
Organism: Dendrobium catenatum
Lineage: Eukaryota; Viridiplantae; Streptophyta; Magnoliopsida; Asparagales; Orchidaceae
Product: protein PELPK1-like
Exons: 1
Coding region: 26-562 (178 amino acids)
Source: RefSeq, a predicted model, not a curated record
CCAGGCUCUCCAAUCUUCUCUCAAAAUGGCCUCUAAAUCUUUGAUGAUCAUCUGCUCUCUUUUUCUUGCGCUCAUGUUCUUAGGCAACUCUGCUUGCAAUGCCGCUCGAGUUCUGUUAGAAGAAAGUACUCCGAAGGAAGAGCAGCCAUCGCUGCCAAAGCUAGAAUUGCCUCCUUUACCUGAAUUCCCAAAGCUAGAGUUGCCUCCGCUGCCGGAAAUUCCUCACGAGUUACCCAAACCGGAGUUGCCUCCAUUGCCGGAGAUUCCGCACGAGCUACCAAAACCGGGGGUGCCUCCGCUGCCAGAAAUUCCUCACGAGUUACCCAAACCGGAGUUGCCUCCGUUGCCGGAGAUUCCACAUGACUUGCCCAAGCCAGAACUGCCGCACUUGCCGGAAAUCCCUCAUGAGCUUCCCAAGCCAGAGUUGCCACCUUUGCCAGAGAUCCCUCAUGAGCUCCCCAAGCCAGAGUUGCCGCCGUUGCCGGAGAUACCUCAUGAACUGCCCAAGCCGGAGGUUCCGGAGAUACCGCACCAGCAGCCGGAAGAGCCCCACCAUCCUUGAUGUGUGUGUUAUGUUUGUUAUUGUCAUUUGAACUUUGAUGUUUGUUGUCUUUUGUUGCUGAUCAUUGGAUCGUUGUUGCUUAUGCUCAUUUGGGAUCUCUCUGCUGUGCAUUCCAAAUAAUUAUUUCUCUACUUCUAUUUGGCUCUUCCCUUUAAUAUAUUUGAUGUGACUCUA